Molecule: messenger RNA, 1905 nt
Organism: Durusdinium trenchii
Lineage: Eukaryota; Dinophyceae; Suessiales; Symbiodiniaceae
Source: the annotation of a GenBank genome assembly
AUGGAACUGGCACACCUCGAGGGCAUCGGCCUCUUCGAACGUCCAAGCCUCGCUGAUGCGCUCGGAGCGCUCGGUGGAGCGCUCUGUGGAGCGGAGGUGCGCCCGGAGACGGUCUCCGCGCCCUUGGAGGCGCCAGCGGCGGGCGGCUCACGCUGGAGCCCGGUGCAGCUGAAGGAGCAGUUGGAGAAGUUGCCAGUGCAUCAGCUUUUCCCUGAGCUCUGCGAGGAGGUGAUGGAGAUCUUGGAGAAGUGGUACCAGCGGCUCCCCUUGAAGGUUUGGAGCCGCAUGAUGAAGAUCUGCAAGGGCUCGGCACACCAAGUGCCCAGCGUGUUGAAGGAGUUGAACGAAUCAGCACCAGUGAUUCAACGCGUGCGGGAGUGGAUCGAAGCUUUGCCCAGCAGUUCUCCCAAGGCUUGCAUUUUGGACCUGGGCGCUGGCUACGGAUUCCUCUCGAUGCUUUUGGCAGAGUUGCUGCCACCUGAGAAGGUCAAGGAAUUCUGCCUGAUGGACAUGAGCUAUCCCAACAUGGGUGUGGACAACUCCAGCGGAAGCACCUCGGUGGAACACAUCUACAAGCUACCGUGGCCGAUUCCCAUGUACACCUUGAAGGUGGACCUGAAAAAGAAGAACACGUUGAAUCAGAUCGCUGAGAGGCUCCUGCACAGUGAAGAUCUUCGCUCGAGGCCCAUCUUCGCGUGUGGCAUCCACUUGUGCAACACGUUGGGCCUUCGAGCCGCCCAACUCUUCAACGAGAACGCCGAGGUCGCAGGCUUUGCCUUCGUGCCCUGCUGCUUUCCCACGAGCCGGCACGUCACGCAGCAGGUGGUCUACCAGCUUGGCCGACACCGCUUCGCGGCCAAGGACUUCCUAGAUCCCAAGGUGGUGCCUUCCAACACAGACCGCUUCCAGCGUUGGGCCGAGCACAUCUUGGAAGGCAUCGAGGUCUCCGGCGCGGAGAAGCGUUUGGAGCGGCACGAGCUCCACCGGCCGACCAACGGUAUGUUCGCGCAGAACCUCUAUCUCUUCGCGGAGCGGCCGCUGGAGAGCUCCCCCAUCGAGGUCGACGUGCGUGGGACGGCCAUUGUGGUAGAUGCGAAGUUCGGUCAUGGCAAAGCGAAGAUGAAAGUCGCCGUGGUCGGUUUUGGGCCGCGGGAGCGGGUUGUGGCCAGGUGGCGGAUUGAUACGGUCCCACCAUGGGAUUUCUCGGUGAUGAUUAAUCAUCAGGCCGCCAUGAAUGGACGCGUGGAGCAUCCAGAAUGGGAGGACGGAGCUGCGCUGACCCAGACCGCCGCGGUGUCGUAUCGCGCGCGGCGGUUUCGGGGAAGAGGAAACGAGUCGAACAACGACGAAACCGGCGAAACCGGCGUGAAACGGAAGGUUGCGACCCUGGCUGUUUUCCCGGUGGCCCAGUUCUCGGUGCCGUUCUCGGCCGCUCCCGCUGGGCAGCGGGGCUCGGAGAUCGAGCCGGAAGACCUGGCACACCUGGAGAGGAUCCUAGCGCCCUCUCUGAGCAUCGCCCCCAGCAGCAUCUCGGGUCUGGGUCUACACGCACGACGCGCCUGCGUACCAGGCACCGACUUGGCCAGCGAAAGGGCCUUCGUGUGGUGUGGCGCCUCCCGGGAGCGAGCCUCCAAGGGCUUCAAUGCUUCGGAUAUUUUUCCCAAAGAGCUCCUCACGGAUCCUGAUCACCAAUCCUGUGCCCUCACCGCGGUGCUGUGCUUAAUGCACACGCGGCUGACCACGGCCUCGAUCGGUGUUUGGUUCCGCGUGACCAGCCGUGGGCCGCGCCACUGGCUGAGCCCUUGGUGUCCCCAACGGCGCUGGUUGGAGCGACGCUGCCGGGUGGUUCCUUGGACUGGAAGGGGCAUCCUUUCGUGGCACCCCUUUGUCGCUGAAGAUCAGUGA